Molecule: messenger RNA, 213 nt
Organism: Micromonas pusilla CCMP1545
Lineage: Eukaryota; Viridiplantae; Chlorophyta; Mamiellophyceae; Mamiellales; Mamiellaceae
Exons: 1
Coding region: 1-213 (70 amino acids)
Source: RefSeq, a predicted model, not a curated record
AUGACGAGGGAUUUUUUACCCGGGCUGCACGGGCGGUUCGGAAGCAGAGAAGGGACGAUCGGGUACGAGCUGUUUCUGCGGCAUCGAGCGUCGGAGGCGUUGACGCAGUGUUGGGAACCGAGCGGUCUGGACAAGUGGGCGGAACGCAUGGGGUACGGCGUGGUCGUGCCCGCGGCGUACGGAUAUAGCCGAAUUCGCCGCGGUCGACGAUAG